AACCGCAUUUCCCUUGAACGGGUCCGGCCAUGCUAAUUUGACUCUCUCUCUCUCUCUCUCUCUCUCUCUCUCUCUCACACACACACACACACAUAAAUUAUAUACGUAUAAACACAAUACAUUUAUACAUACAUACCUUUUCAACGAUUGUCUACUCGUUCUCUCUCUCUACUACGCUUAUGGACCUCCACAACAGACAAAAGUCACAAAACCGUAGUAGGUAACGCCAACUUCCCAUAGUCCAAACCCUAGAAACAAAUUCCAAUCACACAGUUUUUUGCACUUUUCGUCAACUGAGGAAAAACACGAUGAUCGACGCGGCGCACUUCUGUUUCCUCGUGCCGUCCUGGUGGGAGGUCGAGGUGACCCUCGCCGCCGCCGCCUUCGUCGUCGUCGCCUGCUGGUUCUUCACCUAUGGCGGCGCCGGCGGAAACCCCGAGGGGUCUGUUCUUGAGAAUCCCGGGUUUUCGGGCGAUGUCGUGGACGAUAAAGACAAGAUGUUCCAGCUUGAAGGAGACACUCAGACUAUGUCUGCUAAUAUGAUCACGUUGGAGCUGUUGGCAGCAAAAAAUCUUAUCAGUGCUAACUUGAAUGGCACUUCAGACCCCUAUGUAAUCAUCACAUGUGGUACAGAAAAGCGAUUCAGUUCAAUGGUUCCUGGAUCAAGAAAUCCUAUGUGGGGAGAAGAGUUCAUUUUUUUUGUUGAUGAGCUUCCGGUUCAGAUUAACGUGACUAUAUAUGAUUGGGAUAUAAUUUGGAAAAGUGCAGUCCUUGGUUCAAUAACUGUUCCUGUUGAAAAUGAAGGUCAAACUGGUGCUGUGUGGUAUACAUUGGAUAGCCCAUCAGGGCAGGUUUGCCUAAAUAUUAAGACAACGAAACUCCCUGUAGACUCUUCCAGAGUUUUGAAUGGCUAUGCUGGAGCUAAGGCUCGAAGAAGGAUUUCAGAUAAACAAGGUCCCACUGUGGUUCAUCAAAAACCUGGUCCUCUGCAAACAAUAUUUGAUCUCCCUCUUGACGAGUUUACUGAGAAUAGCUAUUCUUGUGCACUCGAGAGGUCCUUUCUGUAUCAUGGCCGUAUGUUUGUCUCUGCAUGGCACAUCUGCUUCCAUUCGAACGUGUUUUCCAAGCAAAUGAAGGUCAUUAUACCCUUUGGAGAUAUAGAUGAGAUAAGGAGGAGCCAGCAUGCAGUUAUCAAUCCGGCCAUUACAAUUAUCCUUCGCAUGGGUGCCGGUGGUCAUGGCGUACCUCCCUUGGGAAGUCCUGAUGGUAGAGUCAGAUAUAAAUUUGCAUCAUUUUGGAACAGAAAUCAUGCCCUAAGGGGAUUACAGCGUGCGUCCGACAAGUAUCAUUCAAUGGUAGAAGCUGAGAAGAAGGAGAAGGAACAGUCUGCACUGCGUGCACAUAGCAGCUCAGUUAGAGGCAGUAAAAGGCAGGUUAAGACUCCAGAGGAAAGCGUGCCCAAGGCUGUCAAGUUCCAACCCUUCAUUAGAGAAGAAGUUCUAGUUGGUAUAUAUCAUGAUGUUUUUCCAAGCACAGCGGAGCAAUUCUUUGCCUUAAUGUUAAAUGAUGGUUCGAACUUUAUAAAUGAGUAUCGUGCGGUCCGAAAGGACACUAAUCUUUCUAUCGGUCCAUGGCAUGCUGCUGAUGAAUAUGAUGGUCAAGUCAGAGAGAUAACAUUAAGAGCCCUUUGUAACAGUCCCAUGUGCCCUCCGGACACCGCAAUGACGGAAUGGCAGCAUGCUGUUUUGUCAUCGGAUAAGAAACAGCUGGUGUAUGAGACCGUCCAACAGGCGCACGAUGUACCGUUUGGGUCUCACUUUGAGGUACAUUGUAAAUGGUCUUUGGAGACAAUCUCUGAAUCCUCUUGCAAUGUUGAUAUAAAAGUUGGUGCACAUUUUAAGAAAUGGUGUGUGAUGCAAUCUAAGAUAAGAUCAAGUGCAAUUAAUGAGUACAAGAAAGAAGUGGAGUUGAUGGUAGAGGUGGCCCGUUCGUAUAUUAGAUCAAAAACUGGUGGUGGUGAGGUUGACAAUAUUGCUUCCCCUGCACCUACAACCAAUGUUGUUAUACUACAGAGCACAUAGCUUAGGCCCUUAGGGCAGUCUUUUUCAAAUAUUUUUUUUUCUUAACCUUCUUGUACUCUAAUCCUUUCUGUUUAUAGUGUAUAUUUAGAGCAUUGGGUCCAUUUUAGUCAGCAAAAUAGUCAAGGGACAUUUGUUGUUUGUAAAUGCAAACUCACCCUGCCUCCUUGAUAGAGAACAAGUGGUGUGUUACUUGUAAUGGCUGCUUUAAUAGAGCAUCUAUUUCGGUUAUGCAAUCAUCUUUGUUUC
Rhododendron vialii is the source of this 2327-nucleotide messenger RNA. RefSeq names its product BAG-associated GRAM protein 1-like. The transcript has 18 exons. The coding region runs from base 309 to 2081 and encodes 590 amino acids. Lineage: Eukaryota; Viridiplantae; Streptophyta; Magnoliopsida; Ericales; Ericaceae. The record is from RefSeq and is a predicted model, not a curated record.